Messenger RNA from Ilex paraguariensis (yerba mate), 1738 nucleotides. Lineage: Eukaryota; Viridiplantae; Streptophyta; Magnoliopsida; Aquifoliales; Aquifoliaceae. The record is from the annotation of a GenBank genome assembly.
CAAUUAAGUCACACAGCAUAACCAAUUCUGUGCUAGCAAAGACAUGGAGUUCUUCUAUGUCUCUCUCCUCUCUCUCUUCAUCCUUCUAGUCUCUCUCUCACUCCACUUCCUCUUCUACAAGAACAACAAGUCCGGCGGAAAUCUCCCGCCGGGCAAGACCGGAUGGCCAGUCAUCGGAGAAAGCCUCGAGUUUCUCUCCACGGGAUGGAAAGGCUAUCCGGAGAAGUUCAUAUUCGACCGGAUGGCCAAGUACUCGUCCACCGUCUUCAAGACAUCUCUCCUCGGAGAACAAGCGGCCGUCUUCUGUGGCUCAGGCGGUAACAAGUUCUUGUUCUCCAACGAGAACAAGCUUGUUCAGGCAUGGUGGCCUAACUCUGUAAACAAAGUGUUCCCUUCUUCGCAACAAACUUCUUCAAAAGAAGAGGCCAUCAAGAUGAGAAAAAUGCUACCAAAUUUCCUAAAACCCGAAGCUUUACAGCGAUACAUUGGGAUAAUGGAUCAUAUCGCUCAACGUCACUUUGUUUCGGCUUGGGAAAACAAAGACGAAGUCGUGGUGUUCCCUCUUGCCAAAAACUACACUUUCUGGCUCGCUGCUCGCUUGUUUGUAAGUGUAGAAGACCCCAUCCAUGUUGCUAAGCUUGGAGACCCAUUCGCCGUCUUGGCUUCUGGGCUUAUAUCUAUCCCCAUAGACUUGCCUGGAACUCCGUUUAACCGUGCAAUCAAGGCCUCCAACUUCAUCAGAAAAGAGCUUGUUUCUAUCAUCAAGCAAAGAAAAAUUGAUUUGGCAGAGGGAAAGGCAUCGCCAACACAAGAUAUUAUGUCACAUAUGUUAUUGACGAGCGAUGAGAAUGGCAAGUUCAUGACUGAGUUGGAUAUAGCUGAUAAGAUUUUGGGUUUGUUGAUUGGUGGCCAUGACACUGCUAGCUCUGCCUGCACUUUCGUCGUCAAGUUUCUUGCUGAACUGCCUGAGGUCUACGAGGGUGUCUACAAGGAGCAAAUCGAAAUCGCGAACUCGAAAGCUCCAGGUGAACUGUUGAAUUGGGAUGAUAUUCAAAAGAUGAGGUACUCAUGGAACGUAGCAUGUGAAGUUCUAAGACUUGCUCCACCCCUCCAGGGAGCUUUCAGAGAAGCCCUAGUUGAUUUCAUGUAUAAUGGUUUCUCUAUUCCAAAAGGGUGGAAGAUAUAUUGGAGCGCAAACUCAACACAUAGAAAUCCUGAAAAUUUUCCCGAGCCCUUAAAAUUUGAUCCCUCGAGAUUUGAUGGGAAUGGACCUGCUCCUUACACAUUUGUGCCUUUCGGUGGAGGACCUAGGAUGUGUCCUGGAAAAGAGUAUGCUAGAUUGGAAAUACUUGUUUUCAUGCACCAUAUUGUGAAAAGAUUCAAGUGGGAGAAAGUGAUUCCUGAUGAGAAGAUUGUUGUUGAUCCCAUGCCUAUCCCAGCCAAGGGACUUCCAGUUCGUCUCUAUCCGCACAAAGCAGCUUAAUAAAUGAAUGGAAAGCUUGAUGGAGUAAUGCUUUAUGUGAACUUGUGUUAUUGUCUCUUGUUAGCUGCUAUUGCUUUCCUUCUUUUGUUAUUAUUAUUACUCUUUGUUUUAUUAAUGCAUUUACGAGUGUAGUGUUACUCCUAAUAAAUGUUGGAAGAUAUGGUUGUAACUGCACUGUGUUUAACCAUCUGUGAUGUAUUGGAUAUCAACUUUGCUGCGAAUUAAUAAUAAACCUCAUGCCUUGUUUCGACUGGU